Scophthalmus maximus (turbot) is the source of this 1506-nucleotide messenger RNA. Its product is annotated as tumor necrosis factor receptor superfamily member 6B. The record is from RefSeq and is a predicted model, not a curated record. The transcript is spliced from 5 exons. Lineage: Eukaryota; Metazoa; Chordata; Actinopteri; Pleuronectiformes; Scophthalmidae. The coding region runs from base 111 to 986 and encodes 291 amino acids. Gene Ontology annotation, molecular function: protein binding.
GAUGCUUAGCCACACCCACAUACACCCACGCAGAAGAGCAGUUCCUGUAUGAAAAACUAUAAAUAUUCACCUGCUUCUACUGUCAAACCCUCUUCGACCGAAGGCACAACAUGCACAUCAUCAGCAUGCUCCUCUUACCGGCCCUCUUCCUGCUCUCCGGUGUCCUCUGCGCUGUCCCGGUGGCGGUGGAAUCCGUCCCCACCUUUGAGUUCCGAAACCAAUUGACCGGGGAAAUCCUCACCUGUGCCAAGUGUCCACCGGGUACCCACAUGACCGCGCACUGCACCGCCUCCACGCCCACCGGGUGCGCGCCGUGCAGAAGCGAGCACUUCACCGAGCUGUGGAACUACCUGCCCAGGUGUUUGUACUGCAACAACAUCUGCUCGGAGAACCAGGAGGUGGAAACGGAAUGCUCACCGAUGAGCAACCGCGUGUGUCGGUGCACAGACGGCUUUUACUGGGCCAACGACUUCUGUGUCAGACACUCAGAGUGCGAGCCCGGACAAGGUGUUCAAGCGAAAGGCACGUCGCAAACGAACACUGUCUGUGAACCGUGUUCCAACGACUCCUUCUCCAGCUCGUCAUUCGCGCUGGAGACGUGCGUAAAACACCAGGAAUGCGCAAGCGGAAAGACUGAGCUGCUCCCCGGCUCAGUUUACCACGAUACGGUGUGUGGCACCUGCGAGGAGCUCGCAAAUGGAGGUGAGACGCUCAGGACAUUCCUCUCAGGGUUCCUCGCAAUGCACAGGAUGCGUGUGGCAAAAAUGAAGAGAUUCGUCACCAGGUACAUUGAUAAGUCAGUCCCCAGACAGAGAGGUCCUCUCCUGCUCCAGAUCAGAGCGUGGCUGGCCCAGGCCCCAGAGGAGCAGCUGAGAAAACUGCCACAGAUGCUGCAGAUGUCUCAGCUCAGCUCCAUGGCAGAAAAACUACAGAAGAGACUUCUGGAGAUCAAGCUGCAAAGCCUAGGCUGUAGUUUGUGUAUCUGACUGGCAGCUCGUGGUACAUGUAGGAGUAUAACACAAGGCCUUGAGACCAAUUAAAGGGCACAUAUACCUCGUUCUCUGGAUUUACAGCUGCAAUUUUUUUGUUUGUUUUGUCCAUUAGAAAAGCACCUGAACAGUAUUUACCAUGUUGUUCAUUAGCCUGUGAAAGUCCCAACAAAUGUUGGCUUAGUAAUGUUAAAUAGAAAUCAGUGAGGUAAUAUAUGAGGGACUGUUUCCAUUCAUUGAUCAUUUCAGGUAAUUACAUGUACAUGUAACAGGAAGGCUGCAAUCAUGAAGAUGUUAAAAGAUCAUUCAUCAGACAACCUGUUUGACUUUCAGGGCCAUUUGUGUUUCGAUCAGAUUUAUAUGUAGAUAUAUGUUGGGAUAACUUCAGAAGUAGAUUAGAAAUAAACAAAUGUCUUGAACGUCACAUGAUGGCAUGAAUGACUGUAUGAGUCUGGAAAGAAAUGUAUGUUUGUUAUGAAAUGUGCGGGAUAAAAACAGUUAUUAUUUUAUCAAUCAA